AUGGACGGCGCUCCACACCACGGCGGCCGGCGGGCCCCCAGGACUCCACAAGGGGACGUCAAUAGCUUCUGGUCCAAGUUCUCGCGCAAACGGCCGAGCAAGGUGACAUCCAUCUUCCCGCGCUUGUUGUACGCCAGCCUGCUCCCCAGCCACCCCGACCCCCGCGGCGCAUCGUCGGCGCGCAACGCGGCCGAGAGCUACGACAUCGCGGCCAGGGAGUGCCGCGACAAGGUCAGGCGCAUCAGGGAGGAGUGCGAGCGCACAAACGAGAAGUUCACGGACCCGGACUUCGACAUCGAGGCGGACUUUGAGAUCAGGAACAACUGCCUCUUUGGGCUGUUCCCGCCGCCGCCGCCGCCCUCGCACCGCCGUGGCAUUUCCCCCCCUCCUCCACCCCCCGACGACGUCAGUGUCACCAGCACCGCCCCGUCGGGCGCCCACCGGGGCCCCGGGUCGGUCCACCGCCUCGACUGGAUCUUCAGGAACCCGCAGUUCACCGUCAAUGGCUACUCGCACACGGACGUCCAGCAGGGCGUCGGCGGGGACUGCUGGUGGCUGGCCGCCAUCUCGACCAUCGCCCACCGCAAGGACCUCAUGGACCGCAUCUGCGUCGACCGGGACGAGGAGUGCGGCGUGUACGGGUUCGUGUUCCAGCGCGACGGGGAGUGGGUAUCCACGGUCGUCGACGACAACCUGUACCUCUCCUCUCGGGACUUUAGAGAGCUCCAGCCGGAGGUUUUCGACCCCGACGGUUCCAAGGCCGCAAAGUUCAGGUCGCUGCGCCAGAAGGGGUCCGAGGCGCUCUACUUCAGCCGGUGCACCGAGGAGAACGAGACGUGGCUGCCGCUGCUGGAGAAGGCUUAUGCGAAAGCCCACGGGGAUUUCGAGGCCAUUGAUGGUGGAUAUGUUGGAGACGGGGUCGAGGAUAUGACUGGCGGUGUCAACACGUCUAUUGCUACUAACAAGGUACUGAGAAAGGAUAGAUUGUGGAGGGAGCUGAGCAGCUCUGACGGGCAAUUCGUGUUCGGUCUGUCUGCUCAAUCCCGCUUCGGUAGGGUAGAAGCCGAUUCGGGAGUGGCUCUUGGUCAUGCUUAUACUAUACUCCGAGCAGUCGAAGUGGACGCGGAAGACGGAAAGAGCUCGGUGCGCCUUGUCAAGAUCAGGAACCCAUGGGGAAAGAGAGACCCCAGAGGCAGAGUCGGCGAGUGGAACGGAAGGUGGUCAGACGGGUCCGAAGAAUGGACGCCGUACUGGAUGGAAAAGCUUGACCACCGCUUCAAGGACGACGGCGUGUUCUGGAUGGAGUAUGGCGACAUGCUCCAGACGUUCAGGUAUAUUUACCGCACACGUUUGUUCGACGAGCACUGGACGGUCAUCCAGCAGUGGGCGAGCUGCAGCGUCUCGUGGCUCACUGGCUAUCUGCGCACCAAAUUCGUCCUUGACGUCAAGAAAGCUGGCAUGGUUGUGAUUGUGAUGGGACAAUUGGACACACGCUACUUCAAAGGCCUGGAGGGCCCGUACCAGUUCAGUCUCCACUUCGUCGUUCGAAAACAGGGGAGUCAGAUUGGGGACUACAUUUGCAGAGUCCGGCCAGCCCACGGGGGUAGAGAUCGAUCCGUCAGUUGCGAGAUAGACCUUGACGAAGGCCAGUACGAGGUCGUGCCGCAGAUUACCGCCGAGCGGAACCAGAAGCGCACCGUUGAGUCCUUGGUCCCGGAUUACGCCGACACAAACCCACAGAAGCUCAGGCAAGUGGGAUUACAAUACGACCUUGCUCACGCAAAGGGAGGCAUUCCAGAUGAAGAUAUGAAGAUUGAGAAGGAAAAGUCCAAGUCCAAGAGAAAGCCUCACGUAAGGCAUCAUCAUCCCCACAUUCGGGGAAGAUUUGUGGAGUUCGAUGUCGAUGUCGAUGUCAUGUCACCACAGGAGCCGACACCCAGCGAGGGAAGCGGCGGCAAGUCGGAGGGUCAAGCCGAGCUCGAAGAAUUCCAAGACGCAACCGAGAGCCCAUCGACUGUAGGCGGGCACCCAUGCGACUGCCAAGAAGGCGAUAGGAGCGGAGAGCCUGGAGGCCAGCCGAGGGAGAAGCUCACGGUAAAGACCGAACAUGCAGAGAAGGAAAAUGGCGAGAAUCACCAGGAAGAAGAACAUGAAGGACCUGGACGAGGAAACGAACCCGUCCCGAUGAAUGGAGACAGAGUUGGAGCAGAGGUGGAAGCUGAGAUCAACCCGAACGUCGACGAGCAUGCUGAGGAACAGUCCACAGACGGAUCUCCUGAUUCUGAUCAUGAGGACGGUGAUGACGGACAGUGGAAUGCUGUCUGUGUCGCUUGUCUCCGGGUCUACUCCAGAGAUCCAGAUUUGACCAUCACGUUGGUGACCCCGGAGAACAAGCAAGGAGCAUCGAACUUGGUAAGGGGCAAGGAGCCCGCAGGAGCAACGAUGUAA
Messenger RNA from Diaporthe citri, 2448 nucleotides. RefSeq lists its product as uncharacterized. Gene Ontology annotation, molecular function: calcium-dependent cysteine-type endopeptidase activity. NCBI's taxonomy places the organism in Eukaryota, Fungi, Ascomycota, Sordariomycetes, Diaporthales, Diaporthaceae. The transcript has 4 exons. The record is from RefSeq and is a predicted model, not a curated record. Gene Ontology annotation, cellular component: cytoplasm. Bases 1 to 2448 code for a protein of 815 amino acids. Gene Ontology annotation, biological process: proteolysis.